AUGGCUUCUUACCUGGCCUCAGAACCUUUCGACAAGAAGAAACCUCGAUGGAAAGUAAAUUUCAUUUUCAACUACCCCAAAAAUUUGAACACGAUAUUGUUCUCGUGUGACCCGGCGAUGGCUGACGGCAUAUACCUGAUGCACGUUUUGCAAGAUGCUCUCGUUGAUCCCGUACCCCUAGGUUUUGGUAGGAGGCACUAUGGAGCCUGUAACCAGGACGUCGAUACCUUCCGAUCCAUUAUUGGAGGAUUGACGUGGUUCUGCAGAAAUUUUUUUACAUUCAAGGAUAAAAAUAAAAUGUUUAAAAAAAGGAAAUUCAGUUUACAAAGCCAAAAUCUAUCAAAAGAUGAGAAAAAGAGAAACACACCACGCGUGCAGGAUACUUCGAAUCAAUCGAGAGACUCCAGUCUUCAUGACAAUACUCGCUACGAAUCAAACAAACGAAAACUUCUUGUUUACGGGCCGAUAACGAUGCAACCUUUUCUAACGUUUCGCGACGUGACACGAGCCACGUUGGAUGAACUGAUGCUAACGUUGUUAACAUCGAGUUUGCGAGAAUAUCUGCAGCAUAUUCACGGAUUCAUCAAUCCACACGACGUAGCGGCAAAUAUUUCUGUAGCUCUUCAGAACCUUUUACCCCAAAAACGAGAUCCCGACAACGAUGUUAGUAGUAGCAGAGAUCAAGUCGAGAGUACAUCCUAUGCUUCAGAAUCUAAUCGCAGCGGUGAAAAUAAUAAUGAAAACCACGAUAAAUUAUUAGGACAGUGUGACACUAGUGAUACGCCAAGCGAGGAUUCACAGAUUCCUGUUUUAUCUCCGUUCAGCUACAAGUUAAGUAAUUUAAUAGCACAAAAAAUACAACCCUCCUCACCAAAGAAAAUUGAACCACACAAAUCAAAAAGAAGAAAAAAAUCACCAAUAAAAAAAGAAAGAAUUCCAUCACCAAAAAAAACUUACAAUAGUAAAGAAAUAUUAUUAAAUCCUCUACGGCUUUUAAAGCAAACAGAAGACGAUGAACAAACAUCGGUAACAAUCCACACUCAUAUACCAUCGACACAGCUGACACAAAAUCACGAGCUAUCACGACAAAAUGAUGAAGAAAUAGAAAAAGAAGAAACGCCGCAAAAAGAAAUACGCCAUUUAACCACCACUCUUUCGACACCGCAAUCACCAAGAAAAAUAAUAAAAGCGCAUCGAUCAUUUUCUAAUCCUAAUCCUUCGUUUGUUAACUGGUCAUCGAAACGGUUUAAAUUUUUACGAUCCAAAAAUUCAAAAAACGAUGUAGACAAUGAAAACAACAACGUAAACACAGAUGAUAAGCCGAUAGGUUUUGCGAGAACAAUUGCCACACCUCCCAAUUUGAACUUUCGCCCAUCGGCCAUUCAUUUCACCUACGUUUCUAACACCAAUCAAGAUGCGAAAAUUGAGCCGGGUCACAUGAUGUUUUACAAGUGUUGCCAGAUAUUGAACAGUCUCCUCCCACAAUGCAUAGCUGGAUGGCUAUUCAGAAAAAUCUACGGCCAACCGUCCGUUGCUUAUAACAGCUGUAUCGGUCCGGAGACACAAAUGUGCAUUGACACCAAACCCAUACGAAAUAUUUUCUUCUGGGGCCCUUUAAAAACCAAUAAUUGUUUGGGGUUUUCAUUAAUGACCUAUCAAAGUAGUAUUACAAUAACGUUAAAUGCCAAUGAAAAUCUCGCUAAUCCAGAACUGAUUUUUGAUUUCUUUGUUAAAAAGUUAGCCGACCUGAAAGAAUUGUUAAAAAACAGACGAGUAAAACACCAGCCUCGGUUCGAUACCAUCUUCGUUCCUUUCAGUAAAAUGAAGAUGACAAAGAAAACCAAGCAUUAUUUAGAAGACGAAACCGGGGAAAAGUAUGAAUUCAGAAACCUGAGGGCGAGUCGGAAGAGGUCAUUUUAUAAGCAGUCAAAAACGAGGGCUUCCAUGGUCACCAUCGCCACCCUAGCUGGUCCCCAGAAUCCAGACUCUUAG
Molecule: messenger RNA, 1992 nt
Organism: Helobdella robusta
Lineage: Eukaryota; Metazoa; Annelida; Clitellata; Rhynchobdellida; Glossiphoniidae
Exons: 5
Coding region: 1-1992 (663 amino acids)
Source: RefSeq, a predicted model, not a curated record